AAACCAUAUUUACUGAUGGAUUUCAUUAGAAAUGUUAUGACAGAGAUGAGAUGCGUGUCGUCGUGUCUGCGGAUCUGCGCACAGACUUCAGGCUGCUGAGUGAACUGGAAGUCCCUCCCCGGAAAAAGCGUGGAGGAGAUUUCGGAACAAGGCAACACUGCCUGCAAGCAGCUGAGGAUAUGUUUAUAACUUCAGCCGCUGUGGAUGAGCUUCAUGUUUGGCUAUUAUCUCAAAAAAAACCCGCUCAGAGGAAUGGAGGGAUGGCAGAGUGAAGCUCAACAAACCGAAGACUCGAGAGGUUGGAGGAGAGUGUCUUGUCUGAGGAGAAGAGGCUGACAGUCCGGGGUCCUUCACCAGAUGCCCCCCCUACAUGUCUACCAGCCCGAGUGCGGGAGAUUGUCACAAAGAACCUAAACGAUAGCCCAGCGGGGGCCAUGUCCUCGGUCAUGUCCCUCCAGGAGGAGAACCGCGUGCUGCAGGGAGAGCUAGCGAGGCUGGAGGACCUGCUGGCUCACAGCAGAGCGGACCGAGACGAGCUCGCCAUCAAGUACGGUGCAAUUAGUGAGAGGCUGGAGCAGGCGCUACGUUUCGAUGCGGGAGACGGGGACCAUGAUUCACUGGAGUCACGCAGCCUGGCGCAGCAGAACGUGGACUUACGCAGACGUCUGGACGAGGAGCAAGCGUCCUACAAGAGAAAACUCACUGCGUACCAGGAGGGGCAGCAGAGGCAGGCGCAGCUCGUGCAGAAGUUGCAGGCCAAGGUACUCCAGUACAAAAAGAGGUGUGGAGAUCUGGAGCAGAUGGUGCAGGAGAAGUCCUCAGAGUUGGAGAAACACAGGAGUGGUCACAGUGACACAUCCAAUGGUCGCCAUCAAGACGAAUCAGGCAGCAACCUGGAAGAUGCUUUAAUCCGUCUGGAGGAAGAACAACAGAGGAGCAGCAGUUUGUCUGCAGUGAACGCCAUGCUGAGAGAGCAGCUGGAGCAGGCGGGUUUGGCCAAUGAGGCUCUCAGCCAGGACAUUCGCAGGCUCACUGCUGAUUGGACCAAAGCCAGAGAGGAACUGGAGCAAAAGGAGUCUGACUGGAGGAGAGAAGAAGAGUCUUUCCACAGUUACUUCAGCAGUGAGCACAGUCGCCUGCUGAUGCUGUGGCGGCAAGUGGUCGGAUUUCGGAGGCACGUGUGUGAACUGAAGAGCGCCACUGAAAGGGACUUGUCCGACAUGCGUAAUGAGCUGGCUCGGGCGUCCCACUCUGCUCAGGUGUCCUGUGCAGGUCUGUCCGCCACACUGCAUAGCCGAGAGGGAGGAGCGGCUCUGGCCCUGGAGCGGGAGAAGGCUCUGCGGGAUCAGCUGGAGCAGCAGCUGAGAGAACGAGUGGCAGAAAUGAUGAAUCUUCAGACCAGGACGGAUGCGGAGAGAAGCGAACUCAACGUCAGGUUGUCGGAUUCAGUGCGAGAGGGGGAGAGACUAAAGGGGCAGAUUGAAGAGAAAGACAGAGAAAUUGUCUUACUGACGAGGAGGCUUGAGGAGCAGAAUGGCAACGAUGAGACUGACAUGCAGAUGAUGAGAACACACAAUGAGACACUAUUAGACACACUGCGGGACAUUGCACAGACGGUUUCGUCAGAUGGAGAGUCUUCCUCAGAGGCAGACCAGGACAACUCUGGGGCUCCGCUGCUGGCCUUAAUCCGUGGCUCCUCCCCUCACCGUUCCUCCUCUCCCAGGAGGUCGUCCUCUCCCUCUCGGCUCACCUCGCUGUCUCAUCUCCCGGAAGCAGCACUGUCAGCUCUACGCUCUGCAGUCACAAACAAGACGCUCCAGCUGCAGGAUAUUCGAGGGCGUCUGCUCUCCUCUCAGUCCUCAUUACAACAGGUACGAAAGCAGCUUGCAGAGAGCGACUCAGCUAAAAGAGACGCGGAACAGAGAAACCAAGCCCUGCAGAGAGAGAGGGACGCCGCUCAGAGAGAGAGGGAGACCACACAGAGAGAAAAGGACCGUCUGAAGCAGGAGAGAGACACGCUGGCCAGUGAGAAGGCGAGCUUGGAGAAGACAGCCCAGGCUGUACAGAGCAGCAACCAGAUCCUGCAGAUGGACUGUGAGAAGCUGCAGUUGGCCGUGACGUCCACGCAGCGAGAGAGAGACCACGAGAGGGAGGAGAAGGAAGCCGUCAUUCAGGAGAGAGACCGGGCGAAGGCAGAGACUCAGAGGAUACAGAUGCAGUGGGAUCAGAGUGAGAAUCGGGCCUCUGCUCAGCGUGGGGAGCUGUCUGUAGUGAAGGAGACUCACCAGCAGGGGGAGGUUGAGAGGCAGCUGCUGGAGCGAGAGAAGACCCAACUGUCUGAAGCACUGGCUCGGACUGAGAGCAGUAACGCAGAGCUUUCUCUGCUGCUCAACAAGCUCCAGUCUGAGGAUGCAGCUCUCAGAGACUCUCUGGCCAAGAUGGGCAGCAUGAAUGAAGGCCUGGCCCAAGAUAAAACUGACCUUAAUACCUACAUCCUCCAGCUGGAGGAGGAGAAGGCCCUUCUGCAGGCUCAGAAACGGGAGGCGGAGCAAGAGAAGCUGGCCAUCAGAGAUGAGCUGGUCCGGUUGGAGCAGGACAGGCUGGAGCUGGACUCGACCCGCAUCACGCUGCACCAGUCACUGCAGGACACUGAGCUAAGCCGAGCAGGGAUGGAGGCAGAGCUCCAGAGUCUCAGGGUUGAGAGACUUAAGCUGCAGGAGAGAGUCACCCAGCUUUGUGGCGAGGUGACCUCUCUGGGUUCAGAGUUAAGUCUUGCCAGAGGCGAGAGCCAGCGGAACGAAGUGGCCUUGGAGGAGGCCGGCCGUGGUCGGGCAGAACUGGCCCGAGACAAAGCAGCACUGGUGGUCCAGCUGACGGCAUCUGAGAGAGAGAACACCGUGCUGUCAGAGGAGCUGGCUGCCUUCAGGUCGGAGCGUGAGUCCCUGGAAACCAGUCUGUUCGAGGUGCAGCAGCAACUGGUUCAGGUGGAGUCUCGCAGAGAGCAGCUUGAGACGGAGAACCAAAACCUUCGAGUCCGCAGCGAGACUGCAGCAGCUGAACUGAGGCGUGUUCGCUCAGACUGGGAGAAUGCGUUGGCCCAGGCUGAGAGGGAGAAACAGGCUCUGACUCAGACUCUAAAUUCUGCACAGCUGGAGGCCCAGCAGGCCUUACGCAAGGCCAUCUCUGAACAUCAAGAGGAGGUGGAGAGACUCAUCUCAGAAAAGGAAGUCCUGCGGCACAGCCUGCUGAUGGAGCAUGAGGGCGCUCUGAGGAAGCUGAGGCAGGAGGUGGAGGAUCAGCUGCACAGAGCGCAGAGAGAAAGAGAGGAGCUGCAGGAUGAACUGAGGACUCUUCAGCACGACAGAGAUCAGAGUCUCCUGCAGGCUGAGACUGAGAAACAACAGGCUCUUUCUCUGAAGGAGGCAGAGAAAGCAGUCCUGUCUGACAGGGUGUCCAGCCUGCAGGCUGAGGUGUCAGCUGCAGCCCUGGAGGCCGAGCGGAUGGCCAGAGAAGCAGCUCAUUGCAAAGAGCAGGAGCAGAUCAGAGUUGGGGCUCUGACCAGCGAGCUGCAGGAGCUUCGCUCUCAGCUGGAGGAUGCAGCCUCGCUUCAUGAGAGGGAACUUCAUAGUCUGCGAGAGACUUGUACGGACCUUCAGUCACGCGCUGAUGUUGCUCUCAAAGAGCUGGACCAAUACAGAGCUUCUCUCUCAGCUAACGAGGAGAGUCGGGAUCAUCUGAGGCGGGACAUGCUGGAGGUGGAGCGUCGUCUCAACCAAACUCAGGACAUGGCAGAAAAACACAGGAGAGAAGGGACAGAGCUGCGUCGCAGCCUCGGGGACGUCACCAAGGAGAGAGACACUCUCAGCCAGUCAAACACCCAACUAAGGGAAACUCUGCGAAUUGCAGAAACAGAGAGAAUCAGUGUGAAACGACAGUGUGAGGAGAAGGAGCAGAGGCUGGCUGUGCUGGAGGAGAAUUUCUCAUCUACUCAGAAAGAGGUGACGGAGCUGCGUAGCUGCCUGAGGGAGGUUGAGAGGUCACGUCUUGAGGCUCGGCGAGAACUCCAGGAGCUCCGUAGACAGCUGAAAGUUCUGGAUGGAGAAAAGGAGCAGAAAGAGAGGGAGGUGGCAGAGCUGCAGACUCGCCUGUCACUGGAGGAGCAAAGGGAAGAGGAGAAAGGGAAAGAGGCUUUCACCCUCAAACAGAAGUUAACUGAAGCUGAAACUGCUCGAGAUUCCCUCAAGAAGGAGCUUUCCCUGAUUCAAAAGCGCCUGGUGGAGUCGGAGGGGAGCUGGAGGGGCUGCGAGAGAGAACUGACCGCUCAGCUGCAGGAGGCGCGAGGCUGUGAGAAGAAGCUGCAGGAUGAAGCCAAGAAUCUGGCCCUGCGCGCCCAGGCAGCCCAGGACGCCUCUGCUCUGUCCAGCCUGCAGCUGAGCGAGGCUCAAGGCCGCCUAGCUGCCACAGAGGCAGAGCUGUCCCGGGCUGAGGUUGGGAGGAGAGAGCUGGAGUAUCGUCUGAGCAGCCUCCAGUCGGUACUGACACGUACACUGGGCAUCGGAGCAGGGGGCAGAGGAUCCAGGGGGAGGAGCCCGGGGGGGAGCUCCACAUCAGCCGGCACCAUGUCACGCCACCCCAGCAUCUCACCUCUACGCUCCUCACUGUCACCUCCUAAAGAAUUUCGAGUAAGCACCCCUGACAACACUUUAGGCUCAGGAGCUGUGUCUCCUGAGAGAGGGGAUACUCCACUGCCUCUCCCUCAGCCAGAGCUGGACCCUGAGACCCUACGAAGUGGUCUGAGAGACUUCCUCCAGGAGCUGCGUGAGGCACAGAAAGAGCGGGAUGAUGCCCGAUGCCAGCUGGGGGCCCUGCAGCGGGAGGUGGAGGAGCUGAAGGGGGAGCGAGACUUGGCUCAGAGUCGUCUCUCUCAGCUACAAAACACCUUACAGGAAUACCAAGAAGCGAAGUGCGGGCUGGACGAGCGUCUGACGGCCACUCAGAUUCUGCUGCAGCAGCAGGAGGAGUUAGUGAGGAGAGGAGACAGAGAGAGGAGAGCUCUCACCGACAGGGUGAAGGAUUUGGAGCGAGCGCUGCAGGCCUCUGAGACGGAUAAGAAACACACGCAGGAGCAGUUAAAUAAGCAACGUGCGGCUGAAAUGCGUCUGGAGGCAGAGAGGAGGCGUCUGCGGGAGGCGCUGGAGGCAGCUGAGGCCCGGGCCACCAGAGUGGAGUUGGGGAGGCGCAGUGUGGAGGGGGAGCUGCAGAGACUCAAACUGAGUCUGGGAGACCGCGAGGCUGAGAGCCAGGCCUCCCAUGAACGCCAUGACACUCUACUCAAACAGGUAGCAGAGGGAGAAGUCCGUGUGUCGUUGCUUCAGAGAGACGUGGAGAGGCUGAGCCAGGCUCUGCUCAAAGCGCAGGAAGGCGAAUCUUUGCUGAAAGAGAGAGUCACUUCCCUCAACCAGAGCCUCCAGGAGGUGGCGGCUGCUCACAGCAGCACAGAGACUCGCCUGGUUGCUCUGCAGAAGUCGCUGAGUGUGGCUGAACAGGACAAAAGGCAUCUACAGGAAAGGAUCGAUGAAUCCCGUGUAUCAUUAGCUGAAUGGAAGAGAAACAUGGCCACCCUCACUGAGCGUGUGCAAAGCCUGCAGAGUGAGCUGAACCAGAGCGAGCUGAGACGAGAGGCGCUUGAGGCCGAGCUCACCAACACUCAAGAGGCUCUGCGUCAGCGUUCAGCCAGUCUCGUGGAGGCUCAGCGCAGCGCCCAGGCGGCUCAGACAGAGCGGGCCACUGUAGAGGAGCGGCUGCGUGGGCUGCAGAGAGCGGUCGCCAUGCUCGAGACGGAGAAAAAAGAUGCUGAGAGACAGGCUGUGAGGCUGGAGAAAGACAAAAACGCACUGAGGAAUACACUGGAUAAGGUUGAACGUCAGAAGCUGAAGACUGAAGAAGGCAGCAUGCGUCUGUCUGCAGAGAGAAGCCGCUUGGAUCGCUCUCUGAACACCGCUGAACAGGAGCUGCAGGAGGCACAGCAACAGAUACUAAUGCUGCAGACUCAGCUGGCUGAGAUGGAGCAGUCACACAGUCUGUGUGAGAGUAUGGUGAGGCAGCGAGACGAGGCCCAGCGGGAGGCGGAGAGACUGAGGAGCAGCUUUAGGGACAUAGAGCGAACUCUGGGCACCAGAGAGCGAGCUCAUCGGCACAGAGUCAAAGGCCUGGAGGAGCAGGUGUCCACCCUGAAGGAGCAGCUGCAGCAGGAGAUGAAACGGCGGCAGCCUUCACUUCCAUCCUCCUUACUGUCGGCAGGAAACAGAGAUGCAGCUUAAAGCACCAGCGCGUCACCGUCUAACCCAGGGAAAAUCCACUCACCAUGAAUGUCUGAAAGCAAUAUUUACCUACAGAAACAUUCCUAAAAGUGUUCAUACUGUAACUUUAGUGUUUAAAAUAUGAUUAGUUUUACUUCUGACACUGAAAUGAACACUACCGUCAUUCCAAUGGCAUUUUGUUGGUAUUUUGUACAGUGAAGAACACACUCAGCACGUGAGCACAGGCCAGUGAUUUAGCAGCAGCAGCUGUGCUCUAAACGCCAGCAGGCUGCUGAUUACUGGCAGCCAUCUGUACUUGAUCCGUGCUCAACAUCUUCCCAAACUUCCUGCUCUUAUUCAAGAAGAAGCCCAAAAUCACCGCAGGAUUCUCCUCCAGACAGAAUCUUGAUGUAGCGCAGGAACGAAAAUCACGCCACUGCCAGGUUCGCAGUUUGGCCUCGAUCCUCUGCAUUAAUAGUCGAGGACACAAGAGAGAGAGGAGGGACAGUCUUCACCGUGUGUGUGAGUGCCAGGCAAGCAACGAUUUGACUGUAAUGAAGGAGCUGCACUGUAUUUUCUCUCAGAAACAGGCGCAGAUUUUACUGAUUAUGUGAGUCGGAUGAAAUAUAGACACUGUUUUAUAACUGAAAAAGGGAUCAUAAGCAGCGAAGUGCUGCUGUAUGAUGAUAAACCAACAGUGUGUGUUUUUUAUUAGUUAUUAUGAUUAGUUUUAUUAGGUAUAAGACUUUUUACUUACCGUAUAAAGGCUGACAAACUGACAUAUCAGCUUCAAUGAUUAAUAACUUGUAUGGACAUUACACAUGGAUCCCACAUGUUUGCAGGAGAAUAAACACACUUGUGUGCACCGUA
Messenger RNA from Thunnus maccoyii (southern bluefin tuna), 7169 nucleotides. Its product is annotated as rootletin-like. Lineage: Eukaryota; Metazoa; Chordata; Actinopteri; Scombriformes; Scombridae. The transcript has 37 exons. Bases 435 to 6320 code for a protein of 1961 amino acids. The record is from RefSeq and is a predicted model, not a curated record.